Messenger RNA from Ipomoea triloba (trilobed morning glory), 722 nucleotides. Its product is annotated as copper transporter 1-like. Bases 144 to 557 code for a protein of 137 amino acids. Lineage: Eukaryota; Viridiplantae; Streptophyta; Magnoliopsida; Solanales; Convolvulaceae. Gene Ontology annotation, biological process: copper ion transmembrane transport; intracellular copper ion homeostasis. Gene Ontology annotation, cellular component: plasma membrane. The transcript has 2 exons. Gene Ontology annotation, molecular function: copper ion transmembrane transporter activity. The record is from RefSeq and is a predicted model, not a curated record.
AACGAUUCCAAGUGAAACAAUAUAAGCGUCCCAAUCAAUGCGUUUCAUCGUGACUAAAUAAUUCGACAACGAUAUAUACCGGGCGGAGAAUUCAAGUCCAAAACAAGCGAAGUUAUAGCAGAAGUCAACUAACAAUAUUUCCGAUGAUCAUGACGCCGGGAUCAAUGUACAGUGGCGGUGGGAUGAACAUGAUGAACGCCAUGCACCAGAGCUUCUUCUGGGGUAAGAACGUGACAAUUCUGUUCAAAGGAUGGCCCGACAACAACCUCGGAAUGUACGUACUCGCCUUGGUCUUUGUGUUCUUUCUAGCAUUCUCCAUCGAGAUCUUGUCGGUUACUGCGGCGGUCAACCGGGCUACGACUCCGGCGGUUGGUGCUUUGACUCAGACCGGCGUUUAUGCGCUUCGCAUCGCGCUGGCUUACCUGGUUAUGCUCUCAAUCAUGUCGUUUAACCUCGGAGUGUUUAUAGUUGUGGUGGCCGGCCAUGCUUUCGGCUAUUUUGCUGUCAAGUUCCGUGCGCUCCGACAAAGUGCUCCCGACACCAUUCCUAAAGUCUGACGUUUGUUAAAACUUAGCUUCCACAUACAAUUCAAGUAUCUGUGCUUUAUUCCUCUGAUCUGCAUAUAUGUUUUUACGUUAAUGUAGUAAUGAUCCCAGUUCCAGGUGUUGUAAUAAAGUUAAUUUUGUGAUUAAAGGCAAUAUAAAGCAAGAAUGACAGUUAAA